Messenger RNA from Hypanus sabinus (Atlantic stingray), 1125 nucleotides. It is a transcript of the gene opn6b, whose product is annotated as opsin 6, group member b. Gene Ontology annotation, biological process: G protein-coupled receptor signaling pathway. Gene Ontology annotation, cellular component: membrane. Bases 1 to 1125 code for a protein of 374 amino acids. Lineage: Eukaryota; Metazoa; Chordata; Chondrichthyes; Myliobatiformes; Dasyatidae. The record is from RefSeq and is a predicted model, not a curated record. Gene Ontology annotation, molecular function: G protein-coupled receptor activity. The transcript has 6 exons.
AUGGCCGCCCCCAUCCGGGCAUGCAAGGUGGUGGUCCCCAUGUCUCACACGAGGCGGACAGGCUGGCUGUCCUGGAUUGGGAAUGGAAUUGUCAUCUUCAUCAUGUACAAACAAAGACAAGCCCUCGAGCCCCAAGAUUAUCUUACUUUGAAUCUUGCUCUAUCAGAUGCCAGUGUUUCGAUAUUUGGCUACUCACGAGGAAUCAUUGAAAUUUUUAAUGUUUUCCAAGAUGAUGGAUUUCUCAUCACAACUAUAUGGACUUGUGAAGUCGAUGGGAUUUUCACUCUGCUGUUUGGCCUGGGCAGUAUUAACACUUUGACAGCUAUCAGCAUCAUUCGAUACAUCAAAGGCUGUAAGCCACACCGAGCUUACAGAGUCGACAAGCGCAGUAUUAUGCUGGCAUUGACCUUUGUGUGGUUGACGGCUCUCUUCUGGUCCAUAGCACCUUUGCUAGGGUGGGGCAGUUAUACAGAUCGCAUGUACGGCACUUGUGAAAUCGACUGGAUUCAGACCACCUUCUCCCUUGCCUACAAAUUGUAUGUUGUUGGCAUAUUCCUCUGCUGCUUCUUCCUGCCUGUAUCAAUCAUGAGUUUUUCAUACGUGUCCAUAAUAAAAAUGGUCAGGCACAGUCACAAGUGUGCCAGAGGAGGUGACGUCAGCAUGCGCCAACGCCAAGUGGAACGCGAAAUAACACGAGUGUCCUUUGUGAUCUGUACAGCCUUCAUUCUGGCUUGGUCCCCUUACGCUGUCAUCUCAAUGUGGUCAGCAUGUGGGUUCAGCACACCAGCAAUCUCAAGUAUACUGGCAUGUCUUCUUGCCAAAUCUGCCAGCUUCUAUAACCCCAUCAUUUACUUUGGCAUGUGCCCCAAGUUUCGCAAGGAGGUCCAAGCUCUGUUCCACUGCUUGAAGGAAAGUGGUGAUGCAGGCACCAUGAAAUCUGGAAAUCCAUGUGUGGACAGGAAGGCACCAGAGCUUGGAAAUAAAGCUGACGAGUACCUGGUACUUCAGAUUCCUGCGUCGAAGAGCUCAGACUUGAAAGCAGAACUAGAAUCUGAUUUAAAACCAAAUAUCAUUGUGACUUCAAAGUUGAAAAAUAUGCAGAAAAUUGAAUCAGAACACCUUUAA